GUCGCCCUUUUCCCAGUACUAUUAAUUUGUCUCACUCACGACUCGCGGGGGGAAGGAAGAUGGCAUCCUGCUCUCAUCACUCAGAUCAUGUCCCUAGCGACCCCAGACACCCUGACCUCCAGUGGCCAAGAAACUCGGCCCACGUACUCGCGACGUUUUGGCCGCAAAUAUUAUGGGUUUGACGAUCUCUCCCAUGCCAGCGUAUGCCACCGAAAGUUUGGGAAAGUGCGGACCGACUGCCGAUUUCGAGUAUCUCAAUCGAAAUGGGGGUGCUUGGGAGAGGCUUCGAGUCCAGCGGGCAUCGUGUACAUGGACCUUUCAUUCGUUCAAUCCGCCGAUUGCAGGCUUUCGAGUGCCACGGUAGAGAUCACCCUGCAAAGGCGCCCCGAUUCGGCUCGUACAAGCAGCCGAGGUGAAAGAGCAUCGCCCCAGCUCCAAUUCAUUGACCACUACGGGCCGAAAUAUCUGAGCGGGGAGCCAAAGGAUGUCGUCAAGAAGACAGUCCUGCAUCUUACACCCCAGAUCAACGUGCUCGGGAGCGGCGGCGGCGGCAUCGGCGUCGACAGGGAAAAGUCGAUCACCCACGAGAAUCGCUGGACAUUCACGGGUCAUCUGCAUACUGCACAGAAGACAGAUCUGGCAUACAGGACGCUGAAAUGGGAGCUCCGGGAGAAUGACCUGGACUGCCAGUCCAUCCAUAACAACAUGAUCCAUACUGCCUUCGCUUUUCAACACGGCGAGGAGCCAUUCAUCAUGCGGGUUGACAUCAAAGGGAGGCUACAAAGAAGCAGGGACCGGUUCAAGGACAAGUUCCGACAAUUGCGAUUUCCACCCCCUCAUGAGAAGAACCAGGGAUCCAGUGAUAUACUAGUCCGUCCGCAGAGAGGUGACCAGCUUACAUACCGCCGGCUCGAUAUCCUGGCACAGGAUCUGCAUAUUGCCAUGGAGAGGGAGAAUUACCUGCAUAUCCCGGUGCAGAUUCCCACGGCCCUACCCCUAUCCUUCUCGGAGAGCAAUGAGGCAGCUUCUAUAGCAGCAUCACUCAAUACAGAACGUAUUGUGAGUGUGCCUGAAGACACAGUUGUGAGGGAGCUGGCGGAACUUUCGCCUACGUUAGGUGAUUCUACUCGAUAUCCCAAAACAAUCCGAUCGUCGGCCUCGGAAUCCUCUUCUUCGACAACAUUAGUAGCUACUCCAGAGUACCACGAUGCCGGCAAUCCAAUCGACCCUGGAGAUUCGAAACUAGGAAAUGCUGUAUAUACCUUCCGAGUGCCAUUAACCGAUGACCAGGAUGACCUGCGGGCACCUGGAAUUCCAGCGAAAAUCCCUACACCUUCAGCGGAAGCGAGUCAAUUCCCCAGAGCGAAAGGUGAAGGGUUGGUAGUUAGGGAGGUAGACCCUGCCCAGGACGCAUUGGUACUUCUGUCACAAUAUCCGCCGUUAAUGGCUUUGAUUCAGGUGCUCGCAUCUCUCCUCAAAAUACUUGGGAUGGCAAAGGGGCAAAGCCAAUCUGAAGCUCGGGAAAGCGACGGAAAAGCCCCGUGAGAGUGCCAUGGCGAACAAUAGUCAAGGGAACUGCAAAGGUAGACUAAGGCUGUAUAGCAGAAUUGAGUCGAACAAAACAAUGGUAACAGAAUUAUUU
This is a messenger RNA of Aspergillus ibericus CBS 121593, 1642 nucleotides long. RefSeq lists its product as uncharacterized. Lineage: Eukaryota; Fungi; Ascomycota; Eurotiomycetes; Eurotiales; Aspergillaceae. Bases 88 to 1545 code for a protein of 485 amino acids. The record is from RefSeq and is a predicted model, not a curated record. The transcript has a single exon.